GAAAGAAGAAGAAAAGGCCGCCGGAAGUGGUCGGACGUCCCUUUGUGGCGUGUUACCUCUAAGAUGGCGGCGCUGUUAAACGGCUUGGGCUGUCCGUUUAUUUUUGCGCCGAUUGACGGUUUCUGUCGCCGGUAACCGGGACACCGAGGUGUGCUUCUGACGGCAUGAAAAACGGGUGCACGUGCAAGUGAACCGGAUGCCUCGCGUGAAUCGGACGGUCGUGUUAUCACUGCUGAUUGUGAGCAGCUCCGUGUUCCUACUGUUCCAGCUGUAUUACUACCGGAAAUACGUCAGCAAGGUGAGAGGAAAAGUACCUGCGACGGAUAUAUCUAGAUAUAGAUAUAUCCGGCGCAGGUACUUAUAUAUAUAUAUAUAUGUGUGUGUGUGUGUGUGUGUGUGUGUGUGUGUGUGUGUGUUCACAAUGCUUUUUUAAAAAUCCAGCAUUAGUUUUAUGUAUUUUGGGUAUUUAGCUACUCCUUGAUCAGAUGUUGCUUUCAUGGAAAUGCACCAUUUUACUCCAUUUACCUAUAGAUAUACAUUGAUGUUAACAGACCAUUGCAAAAGAUAAUAAGGGCUUAGUUUUAGGGUUGAAAACAUAUGCAAGAGUCACAACUUCAGAGCAAAAGCAAAAAAAAAAAACAAAUCACAGUUGGAUUAUUCACUUUAACUUUUUGGCUUUUGUGAGUCUGCAUACAAAAAUACUAAUAAAUCUCAACAGCAUUCAAACUACCACAAAAAUGGCUAGAAAGAAGCAUCUGAGUAAAGAAACAAAAGUACAGAUUUGUACAUUGAGGAAAGAAGGAUACACAGAAAGAGAAAUUGCAAAACGCCUAAAGGUGUUUAACAAAGGAGUCCACUACACUCUCAAGAGACUAGAGGAACCUGGAAGUUAUGAUGAUAGAAAAAGACCUGGGCGAAAGAGUUACUACAAAAGCAGAGGAUAAACAGCAUUGUCACCAGUAAGAGAAAUUGGCAAAAGACAGCUCCAAGAAUAAGGGAGGAAAUCAACAUGACAAGGUCGAAACCCAUAUCUCUGACAACCUUGAAAUGUCGUUUGAGAACGGCUGGUCUGAAGGGUUGUGUAUCUGCAAAAAAACUACUUCGUACAAAGAGAUAUGAGUGUGCAAACGCUCACAAAAAUUGGACUUAUGAUGACUAGAAACAAGUUUGCACUGUUUGGUUCAAAACACAGAGUCUAUGUCCGCAGACAAACUGGUGAAUGUUUGAAAGCACCAUGUGUUACACCCACAAUUCAGAAUGGAGGUGGUAGUUCCAUGGUAUGGGGAUGUUUUGCAGGUGAUGGAGUAGGAGAUUUGUUUGAAGUAAAAGGUAUCAUGAAGGAACAGUACCACUCCAUCCUCCAGCACCAUGCUGUUCCAUCUGGACUCAGACUUGUGGCUCAUAAGUUUGUUUUGCAGCAAGACAAUGACCCGAAGCACUCUGCCAAGCUCUGUAAGGGUUACCUAGACAAAACAGAAGAGGGGGGUGUUCUUCAAAAGAUGGUUUGGCCCCCUCAGUCUCCAGACCUUUCUCCAAUUGAGCUUGUGCUGGAUGAAUUGGAUCGAUCGGUCAGAAAAACGCGUCCCACGAAUCAGCAGUCUCUUUUUAAUGAACUUAAGAAAGCUUGGAAUGCAAUACCUGGAACAUACCUUAAAAAACUCUUGGAACGAAUGCCUAGUAUAUAAGCUGUUGUUAAAGCAAAAGGAGGUUACUUUAAAGAAAGCAAAGUCCAAGCAACAAUAACUCAAAUACCUAAUAAUUAUAGUCAAAAUGUCUUCUGAUAAGUUACUCUUUACACAAUAGUUAUGUUUAUUGUGUUGCAAAUUAUAUAUAUAGUUAGCAUGUUUGAUUAAAAUGAUACACACUGAACUCCUCUGAUGUUAAAUUUCCCAUCAUGCCUUCCUCCUUCAGCCUGGCCCUCACAUCCUGAGCCAAACAGGUCACCUGACUGCCAGUGACGUCCAAUGGGUAAGUCGGCAGCAGCAGCUCUGAUGUUAGCAUAGCUCUGAGCGCUAGCAUUAGCACCAUGACCAGUGUUAGCACUGUAAUUAGCAUCACUGUUAGCAUCAACAUUAGCUCUUCUGUUAGCAUUAACAUUAGCUCUUCUGUUAGCAUCAACAUUAGCUCUUCUGUUAGCAUCACAGAGUUAUUUUAUUUUUAUAUUUGCUGUCAGUUUUAUCCUACUGUGACGGUUGACAUGGUAACAUCUUUCCUACUGUGAUAGAUGUCACGGUAACUGUUUUUCCUAUUGUAACAGUUGUCAUGGUAACUGUUUUUCCUAUUGUAACAGUCAUCAUGGUAACCGCCAUGCUAUGCCUGGUUACAGCAAACACUGAGGAAGUUUCUGGCACUCGCUCAGCGCUUCAGGUUGCCAUUGUUCCUCGCUGACACCGUCUCCCUGACACUGCUUUCUGAAGAUGCUCUGAGGCAGCGAGAUCGGCUCGUGCGUGAGCCGCACUGCACUUUCCUGUGCACCGGUCGACCAAUCACAUCCUUCACUCUGCACGCCAAUCUGUGGAAGUAUGAUGUGAGUGUGUGAGAAACCUUUGAGUGUUUUUGCAUUAGUGUGUCACAUCUGUGAGACAUUAACUGUGUGUGUGUGUGUGUGUGUGUGUGUGUGUGUGUGUGUGUGUGUGUGUGUGUGUGUGUGUCAGCCCGGCUUCCUGUUGGCUGCUGAACAGAAAGGAUUCCAGGUGCUGCAGGUACGAGGAGACGACCCACGACUGGCCAGUCUGGACAUCCUGUCAGGACAAGACAUCCCCCUGCACUUCCUGCUCCGCCUCCAGGAUUACAUCAUCCAGGUAACAGACCUGAGACCAAAAGGAUUCUGGAGACCUUCUUGCAUGAGUUUGUUUUUUUCAGACGUUUGUAAACUCGACUCAAAUUCUCUAAAGGUACGUUUUCAUCUCAGUGAUAUCGACCUACCCGGUUAAGAAGCAAACCUGUGUUUCUUCAUCCUGCUGUUGUGGAAACUGGACGGAAACAGAGGUCGGGAGAGGCAAUCAGCAGGAGAAGCCCCAUGAAGGUUUUACAUGUGGAGGCCACAGACCAGUUCCCUCUCCUCAUCCUUUCAUGAGGAUUCUCAGCUAGUUGUGCGUUUUUUUCUCAGUCUGCUCACCACUGGUUAGGAUGAGGAGGUAUCUGUAGCCCACAGAGGUUUCACUUAGUGCUGCUUCACCAGAAUGUCAAAUCGGGAUGUGCCAUUCAGAAGAUUUGACGUGUCUUCAAACAGAGUGAGAGGAAUGUAGAAAAGGACCCCAUGAGUCUGACCAGGACACCAGGAGCAGUGGAGGAGAGACACAGACCAGGACACCAGGAGAGGUGGAGGAGAUACCCAGACACAGACCAGGACACCAAGAGAGGUGUAGACUGCUGUGUGCAUCUUUCUGAACAAACUAGUGCUGGGCGAUAGGACGAUAGAUAUCGUGGGCACGAUAGAAAAUGUCUAUCGUGCCAUUUCUAUUUUUAUCGUUUCGAGCGAUAGGCUGUAUUUUAUCCACAGAGCUUGUGCCAUCAGAUGAUUCAUAGUAACAACAACAAUAAUUGCACAUUCAGUAAGUGUAUUUGGUGUCAACAGGAAAGAAAACAAUAUUUUCUUACAAAGAAAAGGAUGCGUUGACAUGUAGGCUCGCAUUUCUGUUUCGAUUUUGCGACAUGACGCCGCUUUACGUGCCCUCUUAGUGUCCAGCGUCUCCCGCCGUUGCGGGUUACCUGGGUAACACACAUGAGGGGAUCAUUGUAAGCAGUGCUUAAUUUGUGCCGGAGCACGCUCCGGGACCUCUUUUGAUGGGAUCCGGGACCUAUUUCAGCUGCUCCGGCACCUGUUUCAUCUGCUCCGGGACCCUCCCUGUAGAGGAUGACAUUUUUCGGGAAUUCCCGUGGGUCACGUGAUUCCCGCGGGAAUCCCACGGGAUGGGAGUCAUUUUUUAAUUAAUCCCUUGAUCAGGACGGGAUGGGAAAAAAAGCAACGGGAGUGGGCAGGAGCGGGAACAACAUUAAUAGAUGAUCAUUUUCAGCCGUGUUAAACAACCAGAUGAACAGGUACGUCCAUUUUUGUAGUCAUCUCUCAGUGAGAGCCAACACUCUUGACCGCGCUAGCAACACAAAAGAACUACAACAGUGGUUUGACUUCCUGUCAGCUGGGAGCACGGCUCCGCAUUUCUACCCUUCAAGCCAGGAGUGAGGAAACGUAAUUUUGUGACAUUCUGUAGUUUUUCAAUCAUUUCUGGAGUCGUGGUGAAUCAAAUCACCUUACCUGUCUGCCCCUGAUAGGCGAAUAAAGCGCUCGGAUUCAUGCUCGGGUCUUGCUACGUGCUUGAUGAGUAAAGUAAACAAUGAUGGAGGCAGAGAGCAGCUUUGGAGGAGAAACAUCCAGCAGUGUGAACAACCUCUUCAAAAGAGCCCCAAAGACCUACCUUUUUAAUAAAGCCUUUGGUUAGCUUUCCUCUACGCUUUUACUACCUUGCCUCUUACAUUGCAACUCUAUAUUCUUUAUUUUUUUUGUUCUUUUAUGCUUUUUUAUCCCAAUCUGUGACUGUCAUUCUAUUGCUUUUUUUAUUGUUGCUGCUCUUUUUUUACUGUGCACUGUAGCACUUUGAGAUUUUUUGUAAAUGUAAAGUGCAUUACAAAUUAAAUGUAUUAUUAUUAUUAUUAUUAUGGAGUGCUUUGGCUCACACUAUCGGCGUUUUCUGUGAGUGUUGCAUAACUUUGGGUGAGCACAGACAUGAACGCACUUCAGCCACGUAUUUAUUUAUUCAUUUUUCUAGUUUUAAGUGCUGGUCUUGUACUGGCACUGUUCUAGGGCAGCUGUAUACACUUACAUUUUUCAUAGAACUGAAAGCAUACCAUAGCUAUAUCGUGGUAUAUAUUGUUAUCGUGAUAUAAAAUGAUCCAUAUCGUGAUAUACAUUUUUUCCAUAUCGACCAGCACUAGAACAAACUGUCAGAAACAGACUCCAUGAGGGUGGCACAAGGGCUUCAAGUCCAUAAGUGGGGCCAGGCACCGUGGAGUCUGACUGACUGACUGAAGACUAGAGUUUGCAGACUGACUUUGGUGCUUGUUCUUAUCAGGUUCAGGCUAAGCACAUGUGGCAGGCUGAAGACCGUCUGGAGACUCCAUGGAGGAAGUUCCUCCAGCAGGGACCAGUUUGGUGGUGAGUCAGCUACCCUUGGAGGACUGCACAGUCCUCCAGGUGCUAGUCAGAGGUACCUUGACUCUGUUCGGUACCUGAAUUAGGUCCUCAGACCCUAUUGCAGUGGACCCUGAGUUCUUUGGUGGACCAGGACACUUUCUGGAUGAAGAAGGCGUUGAUGCUAACUGCCGGCCCGCCUGGUUCCAAGACGUGAAUCCAGUCCAGUACCUCUGUGACAUCAUGUUACACCCCCCACAGGCAUGUCCCCCCACAGACUUUCCAGCAGCUGACUGAUGCUCUGAUCCAGGUCUAGGAGGAGAUACCCCAGGUGACCAUCAGAUGUCUCUUGAGGAGUAUACUCAGACGCUCCUGAGUUGAGGACAUUCACACGACUGAGACACAAAUUCACAGAGUUGGAUCAGCCUGUGAUCCUGUUUUCCCACUUUGACUCUGAAUCCAGACCUCAGUGGGUUCAUGGUUUUGGUUUUCAUCGAUCGUUUUUACGGAAUUCUGUUCUCAAGGAAUAAAAUUUUGUCAUUGAUAAAGAUUUUCAGAUGAAAUGUUUCAUGAAUCCAGUUCUGGGAUUGAAGUGUUCCCUUUAUUGUUUCAGCAGUCUGUUUUUGACCAGGUAUCUGACCAGGUGGUUGCUGAUGUCACUCAUGUCUGUGUUUCCAGGUUGUCUUCCUGUAUGAGCGUAGUGGGAACUACCUUUGGUUCGGGGCUUUACGUCUUAAAGGGGACAUGGACCGAAGCUUUGCACCGUUCACUCAGCUGGACUUUGGUCGCCAUGCAGGUGCUCUGAACAGGUGAAAUUUGGAUUAAACGAAUAAACUUGAUGACGAUAGUUUCUUUAAAAUGGUGUCAUCCAGAUGGAGUUGUCUGUUUGUUGCCCCCUGCAGGCAGGAGCUGGUCCUGACAGUUCUAGACGGCCUCGAUGUUCGAAUCCCACGAAACAUUACUCGCUUUCUGUAUGAGCAGCGACAUGCUCGCUUCCUGGAGUGUCGUUACCGUGAUGCCCGCAACUUCCUUCAGGUGAGAUGAAGCAAUGCCUCAGGAUUAUUUGAAAGUGUAAUUUCAAAAGGUCUUUCAUAUUUCAGGUUCCCAUGAUUUAUGGACCUCUUUGAAAUGAUCAGGAACUUAUUUUGUCGCAAUGUUUGCCCCCCCCCCAGCUCUACCCUGAUGACUCAUCCUCUGCGGCACUGGAUUUUAGGAGGAAGGUGAAGUCAUUGCUUCAUCUGGCGGCACAAACACUAGCUCAGCUUGACGUCCCAUUCUGGCUAAGCAGCGGCACCUGUCUGGGUAACAUGCUAAUACAAUGUGCUUAACGGCAAGCUAACCCACAAAGUAAAUGCUGGCAUGCUAACAACUGUCUCUGUUGUUCUGCCUGCAUGUCCAUCGCCCCCUGUAGGCUGGUUCAGGCAGUGCAGUAUUAUCUCUUACAGUCGGGAUGUGGAUAUUGGGAUUUUCGUGGUGGACUUUAGACCAGACAUCAUCUCAGCGUUCAGGAAUGCAGGCCUGACGCUCAAACACAAGUUUGGAAAAGUAAAAUUUAAAUGUUUUAGAGCAGCAAGACUUUUAUUUUGAAAGUAUUUGUUUUGUUUUGAAAGAACAAUAUUCUAACUCUUUUUUUUUUUUUUUUGUAACUCAGGUGGAGGACAGUUUAGAACUUUCUUUUCUGAGAGACGACAUCAAACUGGACAUUUUUUUCUUUUACGAGGACAGAGACAUUGUGUGGAACGGAGGAACGCAGGCCAAGAGCGGCAGGAAGUUUAAGUAAUAUAAAUAUUAAUUAUUCUUUAUAUUUUCAAAAUAAAGUUGUUAUUUUUGUGUUUAAAAAACAAAGAUGCCUUUUUGUACAUGCGCAUAUAAACCCAAAGCAGAAGUUUAAAGAACUAGUGCAAACGGGUAUCGUAUCUUAAACCUGUAUCAGUGUGUCAUAUUUAUGUGUUUUUCCUUUCAGGUACGUCUUCCCUCGCUUCUCGCUCUGCUGGGCUGAGCUGCUAGAUCUCAAAGUUCGCGUUCCCUGUGACACACUGGACUAUGUGACCGCGAACUACGGCUCCACCUGGAGUGUACCUGUGAGGAGCUGGGACUGGAAGUCCUCACCUAGCAACGUGCAGGAGAACGGGGUGUGGCCUGCAGCAGAGUGGGAGGAGCUUAUCCAAGUUUAUUGAUGGACCUUAGCAGAUGUGAGACCGCAAACUGAAAAAUAACAAAUAAAGCAGAAGCAGAGCAGAAAAAGAGUGGGUUGUUUUUUCUAACCCUUCAGACUGAGACUGAGGCUGUUUUAAGAACAGAUAAUAUAACAGUAAUUAUAAUAAUAAAGACAUUUUUAAUAAUGACAUUAAUAACUUUGUAAUAAUAAGAUUAGGAAUGAUGGAAGCUGACCUUGUUGGAAGAGUCAAUAAUAAGAAAUGUCGUCAGUUGUUUGUUUUAGCAGUGAACUCUGGAGUUCAAAACACCUGCUGCACCUUUCUGUGUUGACCUAUACAGCAUUGAGGGUUAAAGGUCACAGUAAUACUCAGUACGUUUACAUGCACAGUUAAACCACACUAAGCUCAUAAUUGUUUUUUUUUUUUGCUGGAUUGGACUUCUCUCCUUGUCCGUGUAUACAUGCAGCUGAGAAAAUCGAAUCAUUGACGUGUCUUCCUCCCCAAAACUUGGAGGCGAUAUGGGUCUUUUCAGCGGUGCUGUUUCAGACCCCAUACAACCAUCAACAACAACAGCAGGUCCAUGCCAGGUGCCUAUUCUACGAAGCAGGAUCACUGCUUUGCCAGGUAACUUUGUUUGGGGUUUCCUGUUCUACAACGCGGGUCCAUUUCUUAGCGAGGCGAGUCUCCAUGGCAACGUACGCUGAACGGCUAACCUGCUCCACCUUACAUGCGUGCACACACUCAUAGCAAAGCUGGAUCCACUUACGAGGUUGAUAACCAGCGUCGUAAGACCGUUUAGCAAGACCACUGGCUACCGCGCUAAGUUGGUAGCUCCAAGGCUACCCCGCUCAGUUGAACUUGCUUUGUAGAAUAGGCCCCAGACGUCAGAAGUGUCUACGGCUCUCCUCACACGAGGACAGCCUCAUAUUGUCUUGGCAUCAGCACCAAAACAUGUAUCACUGUUUACACAUCGUAUUGUACAUAGGCUUAGUGCAUUUACAUGCCACGCAAAAUCCACACAAAAUCCUGUAGUACAUACGCCUGGCCUAAAGGUAACACUGGGAAAUUGCCACAAAAUACCAAAAACAGAGAAUGCGCAUACAUACAUGCUGUGUGUGUGACAACAUGGGUUGAGGGGCAGGGAGGAGGAGGGGUGCUAUGAGGUCACCGUCUUUCCCGGACUUAUCUAUUUAUACCAACUACGGCAUGAAGACGAAUACCGAGAUAUCCACCUGCAGACCCGUUUUCCCACGGAGUCAUGGACAAACACGUGUCUCCAUGUGUCAGCAUCACCAAAUUGAUAGUUUAUUUUACCGGUGUCUUACAAAAUCGUACUCAUGUAAAGACCAUCUACAACUGCUUCAACUGGGCAUUUUGGAGCAAUAAGAUGGAGCAUCGUACAGCGUUGUUUUUGUCCUACAUGAUGGACACUUUUCUGCAGCUGAGACGCACGCUACUCCUCUGGUGUUUUUGUUCAAGGGUUACGGGGACGUGGAGCACGUGCACAUGCAUUAUUCGAUCAUACUCCAACUUUGCUGGUUACAUGUUUGAAAAAAAUCACAUUCCAAUCGCAUUAUCUGGGUGUCUUCAUCGGAGUUCUCAAACUCCGAUUUGAGUCGGACUAAGGUGUUUACAUGCACUUCAGUUGUCCGGUUUUAAUCAGAGUAAGGUUUUCUUGAGUGUCAUAGAAACGUUCUGAGUAUUUAAUGGAGCUGGGAGGAUAAUAUGACCUGUUCCCAUGGUUACAACUGAAGUGAAAACAAAUUUAUAAGAUCUUAAUCUGUUCCAUUGAGUCAGAAACACAUCUUUACCUGGCAGUCCUACAGUCUGAGCCCCUUCAGAGUAAACACACCUUUACCUGACAGUCCUAAAGUC
Molecule: messenger RNA, 9159 nt
Organism: Xyrichtys novacula (pearly razorfish)
Lineage: Eukaryota; Metazoa; Chordata; Actinopteri; Labriformes; Labridae
Source: the annotation of a GenBank genome assembly